Capronia epimyces CBS 606.96 is the source of this 1653-nucleotide messenger RNA. RefSeq lists its product as uncharacterized. The record is from RefSeq and is a predicted model, not a curated record. Lineage: Eukaryota; Fungi; Ascomycota; Eurotiomycetes; Chaetothyriales; Herpotrichiellaceae. Gene Ontology annotation, cellular component: membrane. The transcript has 4 exons. Gene Ontology annotation, molecular function: carbohydrate:proton symporter activity. The coding region runs from base 1 to 1653 and encodes 550 amino acids. Gene Ontology annotation, biological process: transmembrane transport; carbohydrate transport.
AUGCCGGGCGAGAUCCGCAGCCUCUCUACCACCACCGAUGUCAACCGCAUCGAGGCCCCCGUCACCUGGAAGGCCUACCUCAUCUGCGCCUUCGCCUCAUUCGGAGGCAUAUUCUUUGGCUACGACUCGGGUUACAUCAACGGCAUCAACGGCUGCAAGGAGUUUAUCCAUGUCAUCGAAGGCCCUAAUGCCACCGCCCUCUCUUCGUCCCACCAGUCUUUGAUCGUCUCCAUCCUGUCCUGCGGAACCUUCUUUGGUGCUCUCAUUGCCGGCGACGUUGCCGAUAUCAUUGGAAGAAAAUGGACCGUCAUCAUGGGCUGUGUUAUCUAUGCCCUCGGCGUCAUCAUUCAGAUGGCCACCGGACCUGGUCAUGGACUCGGCGUCAUCGUUGCCGGCCGUCUGGUCGCAGGAUUUGGAGUAGGAUUUGAAAGCGCAGUCGUCAUUCUCUACAUGAGCGAGAUCUGCCCUAAGAAGGUUCGAGGCGCCCUGGUGUCCGGCUACCAAUUCUGCAUCACUAUCGGUUUGCUCCUGGCCGCGUGCGUGACCUACGGCACAGAGAACCGCACCAAUACAGGCGCCUACCGCAUUCCAAUUGCCAUCCAAUUCAUCUGGGCCAUGAUCCUUGGUGGAGGCUUGGUGUUCUUGCCAGAUUCGCCCCGAUACCAUGUCAAACGAGGGCACAUCCAGAGAGCUAUUGACUCUCUGUCUCGGCUGCGUGGCCAGCCUAGCGACUCGGAGUACAUUCAAGUGGAACUGGCCGAGAUCAUCGCCAACGACGAGUAUGAGCGACAGAUCAUUCCUAGUUCUGGCUGGUUCUCCAGCUGGGCAAACUGCUUCAAGGGCGGUCUCCGAGAUCAAAGAUCCAAUCUCCGCCGGACGAUUCUGGGUACUUCUCUCCAGAUGAUGCAACAAUGGACGGGUGUCAACUUUAUCUUCUAUUAUUCCACUCCCUUCCUGCAAUCCACCGGGGCCAUCUCCAACACUUUCUUGAUCUCGCUGAUCUUCACUCUGGUCAAUGUCUGCUCGACCCCGAUCUCGUUCUACACCGUCGAGCGAUUCGGCCGCCGCCCACUUCUGAUCGGUGGUGCCUUCGGUAUGCUGAUCUGCCAAUUUCUCGUCGCCAUCAUUGGCGUGACCGUGGGUUUCAAUAAGACACACCUCAAUGCUGCCGGCGAGAGCCGUGCCAACAACAUCCCGGCAGUCAACGCCCAGAUUGCCUUUAUUGCCAUCUUCAUCUUCUUCUUCGCCUCCACCUGGGGUCCCGGUGCCUGGGUUCUUAUUGGCGAGAUCUUCCCUCUCCCCAUUCGAUCACGUGGCGUUGGUCUGUCGACUGCCUCUAACUGGCUGUGGAAUACUAUCAUUGCUGUCAUCACUCCCUACAUGGUCGGUCCAAAACACGGCAACUUGCGCUCAUCGGUGUUCUUCAUCUGGGGCGGUCUCUGUACCGCAGCCUUUGUGUAUUCCUACUUCCUCGUCCCGGAGACCAAGGGCCUGUCGCUCGAGCAAAUUGACAAGAUGAUGGAAGAAUCCACUCCUCGAACAUCCUCUAAGUGGAAACCUUCAAAGACUUUCGCCCAUCACAUGGGUGGCGAGGGCGGUGUGCUCAACAGCGAAAUCAUCGCCGAGGCUGAGCGCAAGGGCUCCGUCUUUUAG